AUGAGAGUACAUGCUGCUGGACGUGAGAGUAUGGUUGCUUCAGGUGUGAUUGGGAUGAGAGUACAUGCUGUUGGAGGUGAGAGUAUGGUUGCUUCAGGUGAGAUUGGGAUGAGAGUACAUGCUGUUGGAGAUGAGAGUAUGGCUGCUUCAGGUGAGAUUGGGAUGAGAGUACAUGCUGUUGGAGGUGAGAGUAUGGUUGAUACAGGUGAGAUUGGGAUGAGAGUACAUGCUGUUGGAGGUGAGAGUAUGGUUGCUUCAGGUGAGAUUGAAAUGAGAGUACAUGUUGUUGGAGGUGAGAGUAUGGUUGCUUCAGGUGAGAUUGGGAUGAGAGUACAUGCUGUUGGAGGUGAGAUUGGGAUGGGAGUACAUGCUGCUGGAGGUGAGAGUAUGGUUGAUACAGGUGAGAUUGGGAUGAGAGUACAUGCUGUUGGAGGUGAUAGUAUGGUUGCUUCAGGUGAGAUUGGGAUGAGAGUACAUGCUGUUGGAGGUGAUAGUAUGGCUGCUUCAGGUGAGAUUGGGAUGAGAGUACAUGCUGUUGGAGGUGAGAGUAUGGUUGCUUCAGGUAAGAUUGAAAUGAGAGUACAUGCUGCUGGAGGUGAGAUUGGGAUGAGAGUACAUGCUGCUGGAGGUGAGAGCAUGGCUGCUUCAGGUGAGAUUGGGAUGAGAGUACAUGCUGCUGGAGGUGAGAGCAUGGCUGCUUCAGGUGAGAUUGGGAUGAGAGUACAUGCUGUUGGAGGUGAGAUUGGGAUGAGAGUACAUGCUGUUGGAGGUGAGAGCAUGGCUGCUUCAGGUGAGAUUGGGAUGAGAGUACAUGCUGUUGGAGAUGAGAGUAUGGCUGCUUCAGGUGAGAUUGGGAUGAGAGUACAUGCUGCUGGAGGUGAGAUUGGGAUGAGAGUACAUGCUGUUGGAGGUGAGAUUAGGAUGAAAGUACAUGCUGUUGGAGGUGAUAGUAUGGCUGCUUCAGGUGAGAUUGGGAUGAAAGUACAUGCUGUUGGAGGUAAGAGUAUGGCUGCUUCAGGUGAGGUUGGGAUGAAAGUACAUGCUGUUGGAGGUGAGAGUAUGGCUGCUUCAGGUGAGAUUGGGAUGAGAGUACAUGCUGCUGGAGGUGAGAUGAUGGAUGAGAGCACCUGCUGA
Molecule: messenger RNA, 1134 nt
Organism: Haliotis rubra (blacklip abalone)
Lineage: Eukaryota; Metazoa; Mollusca; Gastropoda; Lepetellida; Haliotidae
Product: suprabasin-like
Exons: 9
Coding region: 1-1134 (377 amino acids)
Source: RefSeq, a predicted model, not a curated record